Molecule: messenger RNA, 2019 nt
Organism: Manis javanica (Malayan pangolin)
Lineage: Eukaryota; Metazoa; Chordata; Mammalia; Pholidota; Manidae
Source: RefSeq, a predicted model, not a curated record
CCGCUCUUUGUCUCCCCGGCGCCCGGCCUCCCCGCCACGCGACCUCCGCGUCGCCCCUUCCUGGAGGACCCUCGCGGGCCCCGCGGACGCGACGCAACGGAGCGCAACACGUAACGGCCUUCCAGGCGGGGGACACCGCCUCGGCCGGGCCUGGCGGGCGGGGAGGUGGUUCCCUCCCUCUCCCUCUCCGGGUCUCUCUCUCUCUCACGCGCGCGCGCGCACACACACACACACACACACACACACACACACACAUACGCACGCACACACACGCACGGAGCAUCCUCCCGUUAGGUCUCCUGGUCCAGCCCCGCCCGCGCCUCCAGCUUCCUGCAAACCUUCCUCUCUCCCCACCCUGCACCCAUUCCCUCCGGCUCUAGGACCCUCCUCGUCCACCCCACCCCACCCUCGGGAUGGAGCGGAUCGAGCCAGCCCGGAACCCCCCGCGGCCGGGGUGACGGCCCCCGUCCCUCUCCCGUCUGGACCCCCGCCUCGAGCACCAUGGGCCUGAGGGGUUCCCGAGGCUCCGGACGCUGAAGAUGACCGAUGCUGGAGCUGUCUGGAGUCAUGGCUUCUUCAAAGCUCCGAGAACCCACAGAUGAGGUUUUUGACCUGGACUUGGCUGUGCCAGAGACCGUCAGACUGGACAGCAGUUUACACAAGGCCCGGGCCCAACUACUGGCCAAGGGCCGGAGACACCGGCCGUCCCGCUCGAGGCUUCGGGACAGUGCUAGCUCUGCAGAGGAUGGUGAAGGCUCCGAUGGGCCUGGAGGCAAGGUGAUGGACGGUUGCGGGAGCCCCCUGCACCGGCUGCGCUCGCCUUUGCACUCGGGCCCGGGGUCCCCGGCCGGGGGCUCUUUUUGCCUGGAGCCUCCGGGGUUGCGGCGCAGCCUGGAGGAGGACGAAACGCCGCCCUCGCCGCUCACACGCUACCGGCCCCUGCACAACGCCGCCUCGCACGAGGGCCUGGCCGCCGCUUCCUGCUCUCCGCCGCGCUCCGCGCCCUCCUCGGACAGCUCGCCCAGCUUCGUGCGCCGCCACCCGCGCGCAGAGCCGCACAGCGAAGAUGACAGCCGGGAUGCCAGCCCACCUGAGCCUGCCAGCCCCACCAUCGGCCUGGAUAAGAAGACUCGCCGGAAGUUCCUGGACCUGGGGGUCACCUUACGCAGAGCGUCCACCAGCAAGAGCCGGAAGGACAAGGGCAGCAACCGCCUGUCAGUGGGCAGUAGGGAGUCGGUGGAGGGGGCCGGCAGGUCAGGGGGCUCCCCGUUCCUGCCCUUUUCCUGGUUCACAGACAGCGGCAAGGGCUCGGCGUCCUCUGGCAGCACCACCUCCCCUGCCUGCUCUCCUAAACAUGAGGGCUUCAGCCCUAAGAAGUCAGCUUCUCAGGAAUCCACCCUGAGUGAUGACUCCACACCCCCCAGCAGCAGCCCCAAGAUCCCGAGUGGUCCCCGGCAGGAGACCAAGUGUUCCUACUCUUACCACACGCUGUCCCAGUCUUCAGAUGAGUUCCUGGAUGAACCUCUCCCUGCUGUUCACCACUGGACCAGUCAGCAGGUGGGCCAGUGGCUGCAGAGCCUCAACUUGGAACAAUAUGCUGCCGAGUUUGCUGCACGGCAGGUGGAUGGGCCGCAGCUGCUGCAGCUGGAUGGAAGCAAACUCAAGAGCCUGGGGCUCAGCAACUCGCAGGACCGGGCGCUAGUGAAGCGGAAGGCGAAGGAGCUGGCGGCCGCGGCCGAGAGGGCACGCAAGGCCCAGGAGAAGGCUGCACGGCAGCGUGAGAAGCUCCGGCGCAGGGAGCAGGCCAAGAAGAGCUAGGGGAGGGUGGGGGUGGGGUGAGCACUGGCACCUGGCAUGGGGUGGCCGCUGGGCUUGGGCACGGGCCUCACUAGGAAGGCAGGGCCUGGCCCCACGCUGUCAGCAGGUACACACCCUCUUACUCUAUCACUCCGUCUGGACCCAGAUCCCCCAAAGGGAGACCCCAGCGAGAGGGCCUAGUAAUAAAUCUUACUUCAAGGA